Lactuca virosa is the source of this 465-nucleotide messenger RNA. NCBI's taxonomy places the organism in Eukaryota, Viridiplantae, Streptophyta, Magnoliopsida, Asterales, Asteraceae. The record is from the annotation of a GenBank genome assembly.
AUGAAAAUUCAAAAAAUUCUAAUUCAGGUUUUUGACAAAAGUGAUUUGAUUCUGACGGGUUGCAGCCCAGUUAAGCCUCUACCUUUUCAUCUUUCCAGCAGGUAUCACAUAAGAAAUACUUUUUUGCUAAACCAUAUAUUACCUCUUUGCCCUCCGGACCCAUUUAUGCGUGUGGAACCGAAACAUGAAGAGUUGAACCGGUUCAUCAAAAUGCGCUUCAUUGGACUGAUGUUUACUGGGUUUUUUUGCAUAUCUUAGAACAAAAAUACUAAAAUAGGCUAAUGUAUUUUCAUUUUAAUGUUUAGCUUUAUGUAAUUUGGAUCCUUUUUUCUGCAAAGGGCAAUGUCCUUUAUUUUUAUUAUUUUAAGCAUCAAAAUUGUAAAAGGGCGAAUUGCAGAGAAUAGCAACAUACUUAACUGUGGCUACCAAUUAAGACAAUCUACUAUACAUGCACACAAAAACACC